Messenger RNA from Linum trigynum, 207 nucleotides. The record is from the annotation of a GenBank genome assembly. Lineage: Eukaryota; Viridiplantae; Streptophyta; Magnoliopsida; Malpighiales; Linaceae.
AUGACCAAAGACGCGAAGCUUCUGGCCACAAUUCAUGCACUCGUGGCCCACACUCGAGCAUUGGUAGAGCAAGAAGCCGUCGAUGACAAGCUCGAGGUUAAGAAGAUGGAGGCGGCCCAAGCCCAACAUCGGCAGCAAGCGGCGAGGACCGGUUUGGACUUGCUGCGGGCUCCACUGUCCUACAUUGCCAAACGCCUCAACGGCUAA